This is a messenger RNA of Seminavis robusta, 3273 nucleotides long. The record is from the annotation of a GenBank genome assembly. NCBI's taxonomy places the organism in Eukaryota, Bacillariophyta, Bacillariophyceae, Naviculales, Naviculaceae.
AUGAGCGGUCGACAAAGAAAGCGCUUCAAGGCAAGCAACAACAGUAAAAACAAAAGCAGCAAUGAAAGCGUAGCCAGCAGACUUCGUUCCUCCGGACAGGGCGAAUCGAGUCAUCAUAUUGUGUGUGCCAUUAGCGAGAACUUGGCCAAGGAAACGUGCGUCGCGUCAUUGGACACUGGUGCACCCGUCCACGUGCGGGCCAUCAAGCAAGGAAACGGUUCCGCCUACGCAGAGACACUAGACCAUCUCAAGAAUCUACAACCCGAUGAAUGUUUGAUCAACGAAGGACGUCGAAACUCGCAGCUGGUUCGAUUGGUGGAAGAAUUCUUUGCGGCUUCCAACCAAAACAAUGAUCAACAACAACAAAAUCCCGACGGAGCGGCCAAGACGGUCGUCGUCAAGUACAUUUCAAGAACCUUCUUUGACCAGACCAAGGGCUCUCAAGCGUUGGAGGGCAUUGCGAGAGAUGACUUUUACGACACGUCAGUCGCCAACGAAUACAUUGUCCUGUCGUCCGUUCAUGCGGUUCUGCAGUACACGCAACAGCAUCUCGGCAUUACAUUCUUAAAGAAGAGUGUUCGACUCGAGGUCAAUUCCGGGGGAGAAAAGAUGAUCAUCGAUCGGUGCAGUCUCAUGCAAUUGGAACUUCUGGCCAAUGCCAAGUCUGGAAAGACCAAAAACUCCAUCUUGGCAUCUAUUGACUGUACCAAGACGUCCGUCGGAGAACGGCUGCUCCGAUCCAGUCUCAUGGCACCUUCCACACGAACCGACACGAUUGCGUCACGGCUCGAUCUGGUCGACGCCUUUUUGGCCGACAAGAACUUCUUUUACACUGUCAUGCAGCACUUGCAGUGGCUGCCGUGUCUCGACAAAAUGGUCACCAACAUUGCACUCGUCCCCAAGCGCAAAAACAAGGACCUCGUCGUCACUGGCGGCAGCGGAAGCACCAUUUCCAAGAACGAAGCCCGCAAGGGGAUAUCAGCGCUCGUCAAUAUCAAAACAACAUUGGCAGCGCUUCCACAAUUCACCAAAGUGCUAGAGGAUCGAUUGAUGGGGCUCAAUGCUCAGGAGGUGGCAGGCACACAGGACGACGCGUCCGCCACGGACCUGGAAACGAUUCUACUAAACGGCUUGGGACAAGGACCAGCUUCCAUUGUCACUGCUACGUGCAAGCAUCAUCUCCUCAAAGCCAUUGUCGCGGCCAUGAAGAAUACAGCUUUGAAAGACAUCUUUGCGACAGUUUCACAAGUCCUUUCGACCAGCACCACGUCGGCACAUCGCAACUCUCAUAUGAUGCGACACGAAGAAUGCUGGGCACUACGAGCAGAACCUGACAGCAUCAUGUCGGUCAUUCGCAGUGCCUUCACGGACAAUGUGAAUGACAUUUAUGCCGCGGCUGAUCGGUAUGCGGAAAAUCAUGGUUUUUCGGUAAAAGUCAAAUUCUCGUCUCACAGAGGCUAUUAUUUGGUUGUUCCUGACGGGAUAAACCUACCUCCAGAAUUCAUUCAACCUGCAAGAUCGGGGAAUUUCAUCAUGUGUACAACGGAAGAGGUUCUCAGUCGGAACAUUCGAGCUCAAGACAAUGUGCAGGACUUGCUGUUGAUGACAGACGAGAAGAUCCAACAAGUCCUCGAUGUCGUGCGCAGUCAGUACGCAGCAAUUGCAAUGCUUUCCGAUGCCAUUGCGUUGCUAGACCUGUGUCACAGCUUUGCUGAUUGCGUCACGCAAAAAGCGACCCAGCCCUGGUGUCGCCCAAUGCUGACCGACAAUGGGAACAACAAGAUUGUGAUCCGAAACGGCAGAUACUUGGGCGAGGCAACGAGUUACCAGAACACUGGCAGAGUUCAGUUCGUCGCGAAUGAUACCUACACGAAUGGCAGGACAAUCUUUACUACAAUCACGGGCAUAAACGGCAGUGGGAAAAGUACCUACUUGAAGCAGAUUGCAACCAUUGUUAUUCUGGCGCACUGUGGGGGCUACGUUCCAGCUGAAUUUGCUUGCAUUCCGAUCCGCGAUUGGCUGUGCACUCGAAUUGGCAAUACUGAUGAUCAAGAGCACAAUAUAUCAACGUUCAUGCUUGAAAUGAAGGAAGUUGCGUCGAUUUGCAGGCAAGCGACCUCUCGGUCCCUGGCUCUGAUUGACGAACUAGGACGAGCAACCAGCAACGAAGAUGGCGUGGCACUUGCAUGGGCUGUGUCGGAGAGUCUGCUGCAAAGGGGAGCGCUUACCUUCUUCGUCACUCACUAUUCUCAACUCACAGCUCUCGGGAAGAUGUAUUCCUCGGUUCAGAAUCAGCACUUGGCGGCAACAGUGACUCGCGGGGAAAGCGGGAGGAUUGCCUACACCUACAAAGUCAGUUCAGGGGCAUGUGCCGUUGCCACCGAAUACGGGGUUGACCUUGCUGGUGUAUGCGGUUGGCCGGCUGAGAUUCUCGAAGCUGCGCGACAAGUUGAAUCUGACCUUUCAGCCUCCAAUGAAGAAACGCAGCCUGCUGCGAAAGAAUCGCAGACAACUUGUCUUGGACAUGCGCAAUCACUCGUGAACCAUGUUUUUGUUGCAACCUCGCCAAGCGCCCCAGACCAGCCACUAGACCUGGAGCUUAUCAAACAGAAACUGAUGGAAGACAACGACAACUACGACGAGGUGUUUCGAGGCUUGUUUGAACCCUUUGCCCCUCCAAACCUGCUGAUGAUGCGUGAUGGUGGCCAGCCCCUCUCGAGGAAUGCUACCCAAAACGACGUUGGUCACUCCCACGCCAACGACGAUGAGUCCCAGCAUCUUCUCACGCAGCCAGAAACAACUCGUGGACAGCCUCAACAGCACUGUCCGUCGGUGACGACAAGGGCGAAUCCGCAAGUCUGCGAAAAUCCAGAGGCUGGAGAUGACAUGAAUGGAAGACGACCAUCAGUGCGUGGUCACGACGAGCACCAUCCUGAGGGCACCAGACCGGUAUCGGCUGCGAGGGACGAGCGACUGCCUGAUAGUCAACAGCUGGGGGCGUCGGCUGCUAUGGCGGAGCAGUCAUCCGAGGAAUCGUCGGAGUCUGAGUCCUCCUCGGACGAUUCCGAUUCGGACGACUCGGACGCCACAGACACCUCUGAUGACUCCGAUUGUAUCAGCAUGCAGUGUGUUGGCGACGGAGGCAGUAGAUACAAGAGAGAUCGUUUGGGAGGUGAGGAACAAAGUCAGUUCACCGCCGGAGACAAGAGCGGGAACGAUUGGCAAACUCUAGCUUCUACGGGUACUGGUAUGGAUUCCUGUAGAGGUAGCUGA